AUGAAACUCCUCGGCGCGAAAUUUGGCCUGGUGACUAGCAUCGCCUUGCUCACAUCAGUGCCGGUUGUCGUCGCUGACUGUGCUCUUCCAUCAACUUAUAGUUGGACAUCAACUGGCGCUCUUGCAAAUCCUAAGUCCGGGUGGACGGCAAUCAAGGACUUGACCAACGUGGUUUUCAACAACAAACAUCUGGUCUACGCAUCAACCACCGACACAAGUGGGAACUAUGGCUCGAUGAACUUCGCCUAUCAAUGGGGCUCCAGCACUUUUACCUACCGAACGUCAAGUGAUCCUACCAAUGCCAAUGGAUGGUCAUCGGAGCAAGCCCUUUUUUCAGGAAAAAUCUCUGGUUCAAGCACCGGCGCUAUUGAUCAGACUCUCAUUGGUGACUCUACCAAUAUGUACCUCUUCUUUGCGGGAGACAACGGCAAGAUCUACCGUUCUAGCAUGUCUAUUCAAAGUUUCCCUGGAAACUUUGGAACAUCGUCAGAGGUAGUGCUGAGUGAUUCUCAGAACAAUUUGUUUGAGGCAGUCCAAGUGUACACCGUCAAAGGUCAAAACAAAUAUUUGAUGAUUGUCGAAGCAAUUGGAUCACAAGGGCGGUAUUUCCGUUCAUUUACUGCGAAUAGUCUUGGUGGUUCGUGGACGGCUCAAGCAACAAGCGAGAGCAAUCCCUUCGCUGGGAAAGCCAACAGCGGCGCAACCUGGACCAACGAUAUCAGUCACGGUGAUUUGGUCCGCUCCAAUCCUGAUCAAACCAUGACAAUCGACCCAUGCAACCUCCAGUUCCUCUAUCAGGGACGAAAUCCAAGCUCUGGUGGAAACUACAAUACCCUACCUUGGAUGCCGGCUGUGCUCACCUUGAAGAACUAG
Penicillium cosmopolitanum is the source of this 873-nucleotide messenger RNA. Its product is annotated as glycosyl hydrolase family 62-domain-containing protein. Bases 1 to 873 code for a protein of 290 amino acids. Gene Ontology annotation, molecular function: alpha-L-arabinofuranosidase activity. The transcript has 2 exons. Gene Ontology annotation, biological process: L-arabinose metabolic process. NCBI's taxonomy places the organism in Eukaryota, Fungi, Ascomycota, Eurotiomycetes, Eurotiales, Aspergillaceae. The record is from RefSeq and is a predicted model, not a curated record.